AGGGCUUGGGCGGCGCCUGCGCAGACCGGCGCGGCACGGCAACAUGGCGGACAAAGAGAAAAAGAAGAAGGAGAGCAUCUUGGACCUGUCCAAGUACAUCGACAAGACGAUCCGGGUGAAGUUCCAGGGAGGCCGCGAAGCCAGUGGAAUCCUGAAGGGGUUCGACCCGCUGCUUAACCUGGUGCUGGACGGGACCAUCGAGUACAUGCGAGGUCCCUUCCAGCCUCAAGCAGCCACAGGGAGGCCUCGCUUCAACCCCAAGCAUCCGCUAGAGGACCCAGGCAAGGCCAUGUAGCCUGGGACUUUCUGCCACAGAAGCCCCACAACGCCAGCAACUGCGGCGCCUCCUGGUCUGUGCCCAAACCGGGUCUCACUCUGCCGGUCAGCAAGACGGGGAGAGGACCGCUGUUGUGCCUGGACUCAGACAAGGACAUGGAUAUAAAAAGAAGAGGGUCUUAUAAACGGGGGAAAUUGAGGCGGGGAGGGGUUCUAGGAUUUGUGGGGUGCUGGUUGGAACUGGAUCCCCUAGGGAGGGGAUCCAGCCCUACUGCCCAGGCUGUGUCUGCAGGAAUAAGUCCCAGCCCCACACCUUCCUGAUUAGUCUAACAGCUUCAACGGGGCGGGGCCUGGAUCUGUUGCUGAAUAAAGGUUUGC
Messenger RNA from Cynocephalus volans (Philippine flying lemur), 654 nucleotides. RefSeq names its product LSM7 homolog, U6 small nuclear RNA and mRNA degradation associated (gene LSM7). Gene Ontology annotation, cellular component: spliceosomal tri-snRNP complex; U2-type prespliceosome; catalytic step 2 spliceosome. The transcript has 4 exons. The record is from RefSeq and is a predicted model, not a curated record. Gene Ontology annotation, biological process: nuclear-transcribed mRNA catabolic process; mRNA splicing, via spliceosome. Gene Ontology annotation, molecular function: RNA binding. Bases 44 to 295 code for a protein of 83 amino acids. NCBI's taxonomy places the organism in Eukaryota, Metazoa, Chordata, Mammalia, Dermoptera, Cynocephalidae.